AUGGGGAUCAAGGACAACCGCAUGAUGAUGCGCGGUCCGCAGCGGGCCCCCCGAACCGUCAUCGACCGCGCAUUGGUCAUUCUCGUCGCGCUGAUGUGGAUCGCGGUGGCGCUGACGUGGCAAGCGGCUCGCUGGAACAUCCAGAAAGCGCAAAAGGAAGCUUCCAACCCAGACCAGCGCGCGCAGGCGCAGAAGGGCGACUGGUGGGAGGAAUCCAUGGCUGGAAAGCAGAAGGCGAAAGAAAUGGCAGCGGCGAAAGCAGCAGCAGCUAAGGAAGCUGGAUACGACAGCCAGAUUACGAUCGGCAGGAGUGGAAGGGAGUACGGUGGGGUUAGCAGCGGUGAGGGGGGUUCGCGGUAUGCUGCGCGCGCAACCGUGGGCGGGGAUUUGGGGGACCGGCUGUCGCUCGGGGGGGAUGAGUUGGAAGAUUACGCACGCCAGGAUGUUGCUGUAGUGGAUAACACUAAACGGAGACGGAUGAAAGCUAGGUUUGACACGAGCGGUAUCAAGGGGUUGGAGGAGGUGAGGGAGGAGGUUAAGGGGCGGCAUCUGGUGUUUGCAUUUGAGGAGGAAGUGAGCAGUGAUGACGUGGCGCCUGCUACUGUUAUCAGCAGGGCGGAGCAGCAUCCGGUGUUUGCAUUUGAGGAGGAAGUGAGCAGUGAUGACGUGGCACAUGCGUCUGUUAUCAACAGUGCAGGAGCGGCAUUGAAAGACCUAGACCAUCCCCCUCACAUGCCCCCUCCCUGCCUCAUCAGAGCGAGAGUUGCCGCCAACCCAGCUGCCUUCCUCCCUCUGUACCUGAUGGUCUUGCCUCCACUCCCACUCACACCCGUUGCCCUGCCUCCCAGCCUAGAGCAUCCUUCCUCACGUCCCCCCUCCCUGCCUCAUCAGAGCGAGCGUUGCUGCCAGCCUAGCUGCCUUCCUUCCUCGGUACCUGAAGGGCAGAGCUGGGUGCAUCUGACCUUUGAGGCGCCUCAAGAGUUGCCCUGCCUCCACCUUUGGUCCCUCCUACAGGGGCAGAGCUGGGUGCAUCUGACCUUUGAGGCGCCUCAAGAGUUGCCCUGCCUCCACCUUUGGUCCCUCCUACAGGGGCAGAGCUGGGUGCAUCUGACCUUUGAGGCGCCUCAAGAGUUGCCCUGCCUCCACCUUUGGUCCCUCCUACAGGGGCAGAGCUGGGUGCAUCUGCUGCUGCUGUGCCUGUAA
This is a messenger RNA of Closterium sp. Naga37s-1, 1203 nucleotides long. Lineage: Eukaryota; Viridiplantae; Streptophyta; Zygnematophyceae; Desmidiales; Closteriaceae. The record is from the annotation of a GenBank genome assembly.